Molecule: messenger RNA, 3724 nt
Organism: Stegostoma tigrinum
Lineage: Eukaryota; Metazoa; Chordata; Chondrichthyes; Orectolobiformes; Stegostomatidae
Gene: gale
Product: UDP-galactose-4-epimerase
Exons: 12
Coding region: 2265-3341 (358 amino acids)
Biological process (GO): beta-D-galactose catabolic process via UDP-galactose, Leloir pathway
Cellular component (GO): cytosol
Molecular function (GO): UDP-glucose 4-epimerase activity
Source: RefSeq, a predicted model, not a curated record
CAUAUCAAAUAAUCAACUUAAAAGAUUGACAACCUUUGGUUGAUAGUUGCACUUCAGAAUUUUGCCAGUUAUAUCAACAAAUGUUAAUUAUGGCAUAGGGCAGCGAUAUUUCUGUGGUUUUAUUGGGAUUAUUUAUUCUGUAAGCAUGAUUAGAUCAAUCAUUUCACUAACUGCAGGAUUGUUACAUUUCAUGUGAAAAUUAGUUAUGAUAAAUUAUACAAUAAUCAUCUUAUUUGAGAGUUAGAAGUUACUUGAGAUCCUGCUGGCAGAUAGCUAUAUAUUACAGUAAGAUGAAUUUCUCAUGUGUAAAUUCUGUAUUUUCCUUUCUUGGGAAAGACCUACCCCAGCUCAAUUGGUAUGAUUCAUAUACAUUAAAGAACAGAACAUUGUCUGUUCAUAAAAUUUGCAUGGAUUUGAUUUUUUUUUGUCAUCUACAAGAGUGUUGCCAUGAUGGCUUUGCUGUGCAAUACAAUCUAAACUGAUUCAUUUAAAUUGGAAUUUCAGGCCAUGAAAUACUGGGUUAUUAUUAUGAAUGUUUUAGAAACUGGGAUUUCUUUGUUCAUACAUCACAAUGGUGCUAUUUCAAUGGUGUGAUAUAUGAUGCAGUAAACUAUAUAGUGGCUCUCUAUUGAGGUGCACAUAAGCAAAUAGAUAUAUUAUUGACAAAAACAAUGCACACUGAAAAAGGUGUUGACAUUAAUACGAACAGACUUAUUUUAAGGGGACAUGACCAAAUAGUUAACUAUGUAAUAAAGAACCAUUAAUGUACAAGAUAUGAAUGUAUUUAUCAUAUAUCAUAUGUAGAAUUUCAGUCAAUUAGCUAUGGAUUAUUAUGCAAUUAGGUUUAUAGGAAUUAUACUAAUGGUUAGAUAUCUCCUGUGAACCUUGUCGCGCAUCCUUCCUUGGCAGCUCCUAAAAAUCAGACCUGAGGCCUGAACUGUAUAGAUAACCUUCAGAUAACAUAAACAGUAAGUUUGUUUAUUUUACAUGAAUACCAGGAGUGUUUUUCUGUGCUGAAUUCAGAUAAUUGCUAUAAAUGCUUUGAGUUCAUUUCACGGAAUUACGACAUAUUACAAAACUAUGAGCAAGUUAUAGUUUUAUCAAAUCAAGUGUCGGUCAUUCUACACAGUGAAAUGCUACACCAUAUAACUUCAUUUGUAAAGCUUUCUGCCUUCAAUCCCUUGAUAAUGUCCUGACCAGGAGAGUAGCCAGGUUUUAAAAGCUGAAAACGCUGCUGUACAAUUGGCAUCAAGUGGUAUUCAUAGAAUGGUCUCCUUCUAUACCAUAACCAAUCAGCCCAUCGUUUCCAUGCCAGCAGUCUGCGGGUGCAACUCGCCUAGUUGCAGUUCUCAACCUUUUCAUCCUGUCUCUGCAAUUUUCUUUCUUAAUUAAUUAUCCAAUUCCAUAACGAAAGCCAUAAUUUGAAUUUGUUUGAAUCGGCCUCCUCCACGUUCUCACAUAGUGAAUUCCAGAUCCUAACAACUCACUGCGUAAAAAUGUUUUUCGCCAUCUUGUUGUUACUACUUUUGCCAAUUGCGCAGGUGUCCUCUGGUUUUCUAUCCUGUUGACAGGGGGACUACUUUCUCCUGAUCCUUCAUGAUUUUGAACACCUCUAUCAAACACAAACACUUUCUGACUUCUAUUUUUACUUAUUCUUCUCUGAGAAGCCUUUUAAGUUCCCCCUGACAUCUUCCCCCAAUUAACUUAGCGAAGAUUAGCGUUUUACUGUGUAGAAAUUCAGGCAAGGAAAAAUCUUUAGAAUAAUGGCUCUUUUGAUACCUCUCCAAUUAUGAGAUUUAUACACUUCAUCUGUCCUAUGCAAUUUUAGAGGUAUAGAGCUAAGUUUUAAAUGGAGGACUAAAGGGACACCAUAAGGUGAAUUUUUUUUCAAUCCUCCAGAUCCACGGUGCAUGCAUAGCAAUAAUAGUAGCCAUUUGUAGUAUCUUUUGAGUAGAAUGAAAAUUGACUGCUAACUUAUGACAUUUUAUAAAUCCUAAGGUACACCCAUGGAAUCCCUAUGACGUUCAAAUCCUACUGAAGAAAUUUAUUGCCAGUCCAUGUGUCUCAAGUGUGAUUUAGCAGUAUUUGCACUUCAACUGAAAAUCCAUUUUAUCAUCAUUUUAUAAUUCUGCUGCCGAAGCUUAUUUUGCACUUAGGAAUUAAGAUAUUUGAUGGCACAAUACUCCAGAACUUGUAGGUUUGAGGACCAGGCCGUAAAUAAGAACUUGUUCUUCAACGUGAACCUUUUUUGGUAUUAAGUGAAAAUGACGACAGGAGGGAAGAUCCUAGUGACAGGUGGAGCUGGUUACAUUGGUAGCCAUUGUGUAAUUGAACUGGUCAAAGCUGGAUAUAUUCCGGUUGUGAUAGACAACUUUCAUAAUGUGAUCAGAGGUGAAGAUGGAACUCCUGAAAGUAUUCGUCGUGUGAAUCAGAUCACAGGGACUGACAUAAUCUUCCAAGAAAUUGAUAUACUUGAUGAAUCUGCUCUAAGCAAUCUGUUCAAAGAGCACAAUUUCUCAGCUGUGAUCCAUUUUGCUGGGUUGAAGGCUGUUGGAGAGUCUGUCCAGAAGCCUCUUCUAUAUUAUAAGGUUAACCUGACAGGAACAAUUAAACUUCUGGAGACAAUGAGAACAUAUGGUGUUAAAGACAUUGUUUUCAGCAGUUCAGCCACUGUAUAUGGAAAUCCCAGUUACCUGCCCAUAGAUGAGGCUCAUCCUGUUGGUAGUUGCACUAAUUCUUAUGGAAAGACAAAAUACUUUAUUGAAGAAAUAAUCAAGGAUCUCUGCUACGCAGAAAAGGAUUGGAAUGCAGUUCUACUUCGAUACUUCAAUCCUAUUGGGGCACAUGAGUCAGGAAAAAUAGGUGAAGAUCCCCAGGGUAUUCCCAACAAUCUGAUGCCAUAUAUUUCACAGGUUGCUAUUGGGCGUCGGCAGUACUUGAAUAUUUUUGGCGAUGACUAUGAGACAUGUGAUGGGACAGGUGUCAGGGAUUACAUUCAUGUUGUGGAUCUUGCAAAAGGACACAUUGCUGCAUUGAAGAAGCUGAAAGAAAGAUGUAGCUGCAAGGUAUAUAAUCUUGGUACUGGAACGGGUUACUCUGUUUUACAAAUGGUAAAAGCAAUGGAGAAGGCUUCUGGGAGAGAGAUUAAAUACCAAGUUGUUCAGAGGAGAGAAGGAGACAUUGCUUCCUGUUAUGCUAAUCCAGCUCUUGCAGAGAAGGAACUUGGAUGGAAGGCACAGUAUGGGAUUGACAAAAUGUGUCAAGAUUUGUGGAAUUGGCAAUCCCAGAAUCCUUACGGCUUCAGCAAGAAUGAAGCAUCGAAUGCACCAUCUAACAGCUGAUUUGUCUAUUUCAGAAAAAGAACUUAACUCUUUUUUAAAAAUGUUUUGGUAGUCAAAGCUGUAGAUCACCAGUAAUAAAAUACCAAGUAGAUUUCUAUAUCUUUUAGCUGUUCUGGUGGAGGAUGGUAUAAAUUUAAACUGCAUCUGUACAGAUUUGCAUUCUAUCAGAUUUUGAAAUUGAAAAUCAAACUGAUCAAGUAAUUGACUUCUUCUUUCACUAUCUAGAUUUCUGCAACCAGAAUUAACUCGUCAUUUCUAAAUAAUUUAAAAUAUAUUAUAUUUUAUAUAUAUAUAUAUACACACACACACACACACACACAGGCUGGAUACAGCCCUGGUGCAUUUGAAAUUUUUGUACUUUAGAGCAAUGGCUUAGAAAUAAA